Talaromyces amestolkiae is the source of this 615-nucleotide messenger RNA. RefSeq lists its product as uncharacterized. Bases 1 to 615 code for a protein of 204 amino acids. Gene Ontology annotation, molecular function: protein-N-terminal amino-acid acetyltransferase activity. The record is from RefSeq and is a predicted model, not a curated record. Gene Ontology annotation, cellular component: NatC complex. Lineage: Eukaryota; Fungi; Ascomycota; Eurotiomycetes; Eurotiales; Trichocomaceae. Gene Ontology annotation, biological process: N-terminal peptidyl-methionine acetylation. The transcript has 2 exons.
AUGGCCUCAGCCUCGAACGACACCUCCAGGCCCAGCGCCCUACGCUACAUCCAAUACGACCCCUCGCGCGAAAACGAAUACCUCACCGCAAUGCGCCAACUUAUCUCCAAAGAUCUCUCCGAACCCUACAGCAUCUACGUCUACCGCUAUUUUCUGUAUCAAUGGGGCGAUCUCUGUUUUCUGGCGAUGGAUCAAACCGAUAAACUCGUGGGUGUGGUAGUAUCAAAACUGGAACCUCAUCGAGGCGGGCCUCUGAGGGGUUAUAUUGCCAUGCUGGCGGUUAGGGAGGAGUAUAGGGGCCAGGGGAUCGCGACGAAGUUGGUGAGGAUGGCGAUUGAUAAAAUGAUUGAGAGGGAUGCUGAUGAGGUUGCGCUUGAAACCGAGGUUGUGAAUACAGCUGCGAUGAAGCUAUAUGAACGAUUAGGAUUCCUUCGGAGCAAACGCUUGCAUCGAUAUUACCUGAAUGGUAACUCGGCGUAUCGUCUAGUGUUAUAUCUUAAAGAAGGCGUGGGAUCAAUGGAUGCGAAUUAUGAUUAUCCGGUGCCGGUAUCAGGGGCACCACCAAUUCCAACUGGACAGCCACAGGUGCAGAUUCCUGGAUAUCCCGUAGUAUAG